Molecule: messenger RNA, 1938 nt
Organism: Penicillium malachiteum
Lineage: Eukaryota; Fungi; Ascomycota; Eurotiomycetes; Eurotiales; Aspergillaceae
Product: oxidative DNA demethylase
Exons: 2
Coding region: 1-1938 (645 amino acids)
Biological process (GO): peptidyl-proline hydroxylation; regulation of translational termination
Cellular component (GO): cytoplasm
Molecular function (GO): iron ion binding; peptidyl-proline dioxygenase activity; L-ascorbic acid binding
Source: RefSeq, a predicted model, not a curated record
AUGAAGCGCAAGACUAAUGCGACCGGCUCCAAUGCCAGUGGACUUCCUAAGUCUAAAAAACGAGCUCUCUCUAGUGAGGAAGCUACUGCGCGAUUCCGCGAUGGAUUGUUCGACUCCGCGGAGCAGCAGAAGUACACCGAUGAAUACGCCAAUUCGAACCCAUACUACCAUGGUGUUAUCCACUCCCUAAUUGAACCCUCGUUGCUCCGAUCGGUCCGCGACGAGAUCCAAACCCAGGUCGACUUCACUGAGAAAGAGACAGAUAUCUACAAGAUCUUCCAGUCCGGUGAUUUAGCGAACCUGGACGGCUUAGAUGAUUCCUCCUUGUCGAAGCUCCCCUCCCUUCUGAAGCUCCGCGACGCAAUGUACUCGGCCCGAUUCCGUGAAUACCUGUCUUCUGUGACCGGCUCUGGCAAGUUGAGCGGUCGCAAGACUGACAUGGCCAUCAACGUCUACACCGAGGGUUGCCACCUGCUGUGUCACGACGAUGUGAUUGGUAGUCGCCGUGUUAGCUACAUCCUCUAUCUCACUGACCCCGAUACCCCAUGGCAGGCCGAGUGGGGUGGUGCUCUGCGACUCUACCCGACCAAGACCGAGAAGGAUGCGAAUGGAGACGACGUCAAGAUUCCCAGCCCCGACUUCAGUCUUUCAAUUCCCCCAGCUUUCAACCAAUUGAGCUUCUUCACUGUGCAGCCCGGUGAGAGCUUCCACGAUGUUGAGGAGGUCUACCACUACCGCGAGGGUGAUGACAAAACUAAGAAGCGCGUGCGCAUGGCUAUCAGCGGUUGGUUCCACAUUCCUCAAGAAGGCGAGGAUGGAUAUGAGGAGGGAUUGGAGGAGAAGCUUGCCGAACGCAGCAGUCUUGCUCAGCUUCAAGGCCGUGGAGACAUUUACGAUCUUCCCCAGCCCCAACCCACAUCAUGGGAGCCUGAGGUGAAGGGUAAGGGUAAAGGUAAGGUGGACGAGGAGACUGAGGGAGCUGAGUUCAGCGAGACUGACCUUGAAUUCCUGAUUCAAUACCUGUCACCCACGUACUUGACACCGGAUAUUGCAGAGGAAAUGUCGGACGCUUUCGCAAGCGAAUCAUCGCUUAGCCUUGAGCAGUUCCUCAACGAGAAGUUUGCUUCUCGGAUCAGUGCUUACGUUGAGGACCAAGAGCGACAAACAUUGCCUCCCUCAUCGGAAGAAAUCCAGGCCCAGACUGAAUGGACUGUCGCUUGCCCGCCGCACAAGCAUCGGUACCUGUACCAGCAGCCCUCGGCCAAUGAUACAUCAAACCCUAUUAAGGAAUUGCUGAAUGUGGUCUUCCCUUCGCAGGCUUUCCGCAAAUGGUUGGCUCUGAUCACAGGUGUGGACCACCUCAACAGCCAUGACUUCCUUGCCCGUCGAUUCCGUCGCGGUGGAGACUACACUCUGGCCAGUGAAUACGCAGGCGAGGAGCCACGUCUUGAGUUUACUCUUGGCCUCACUCCUAGUAUUGGAUGGGAGAAGGAAGUGGAUGAAGAUGAGGAGGAUGAGGAGGAGGAGAACGAGAGCGGCAAGGCAUCCUCUUCUUCCAAGCCUAAGCAGAAGGCCGAGGACGAUUCUGCCGAGCACCCGUCUGUGGGUGGAUACGAGAUCUACAUGGCCGGAGAUGACGAUGAGGAAGAGGACGAAGAAGAUGCGGAGAAUGCGGACCAAGUCCUUCGCAAGAAGACCAAGGCUGAUCCUGCAAUUUACCGAUCCGCUGGUGCAGACGAAGAUGAUGGAAUUCUUUUCAGCACGCAAGCGGGAUGGAACCGACUCAGCAUUGUGCUCCGUGACAGCGGCACCUUGAAAUUUGUCAAGUAUGUCAGUGCGGCAGCCAAGGGUGACCGAUGGGAUAUCACCGCUGAUAUCGGAGUUGAAUUUGAGGAUGACGAUGAUGAAGACGAUGAUGAGAUGGAAGACGACGAGUAG